UUUAGUAAUGGUGGAAUUAUACCACCCUUGGCUCAAGAUCUACAUAGAAAAAAUAUUACCAGAGUUUGCGAAACAGCCUUGAAAUCUGCAGAUAUGAGAUUGAGAGAUAUCGAUGCAAUUGCAGUUACAGUAAAACCAGGAAUUCCAACAUCUUUGCUGAUAGGAUUAAAUUUUGGCAAGUAUUUGUCAGAAGUUGGAUGCAAACCAUUAAUCCCGAUUCACCACAUGGAAGCUCAUGCUUUAACAGCAAGGAUAGUAGAAAAAAUAGAAUUUCCAUAUCUUACCCUUUUGAUAUCAGGUGGUCAUUGCUUACUUGCAAUUGUUGAAAAUGUAGACAAAUUUUACUUACUUGGAACCACUAUGGACAUAGCACCAGGUGACAUUUUGGACAAGGCAGGGCGUAGGAUGAAACUGAACAAUAUUCCAGACUUUCAAAAUAUGUGUGGUGGCGCUGCCAUUGAGCUUGCUGCUAAUCAAGCAACUGAUAUGGAACAAUUUCAAUUUCCAUUGACUUUGAUGCACCAGAAAGAUUGCAAUUUUAGUUAUACUGGAUUGCUUAAUACAAUUUAUUUGUAUAUUAAUGAACAAGAAAAGGAGCAUAACAUACAGGGUGAUAUGAUCAUUCCAGAUGUUUACAAUCUGUGUGCAGGGAUUCAAUUUACUAUUGCUCGUCAUUUAUGCCAUAGGACCCAAAGAGCAAUGGAGUUUUUUAAUAGUUCACAUAUGGUACCUGAAGGAAAUCGAACACUAGUAGUUUCUGGUGGGGUGGCAUCCAAUAAUUUCUUUGCAAAAUCACUGAGUUUUUUAUGUUCUGAAAUGGGGUACAAGUUUUUCAGGCCACCUCAUAAACUGUGUACAGACAACGGAAUUAUGGUUGCAUGGAAUGGAAUGGAAAGAUGGAAGAUAAAUUCUGGAGUACUAACUACUCCUGAUGAAAUUGACAAACUUAAGGUUGAACAUAAAUCACCGCUAGGAACAGAUUGGAGAGAAUAUGUAAUAGAUAAGAAUAUAAAAUGUACAUGGGUGAAAGUAAAACGAGCACACGCCAAUUGAUAUAAGUUUGGAUUUUUAACAAAAUAAUUGCUUUUCUAUUUUCCUUCUUUAGAUAAAAGGUGAAUUAUAACGUCCUAUAUAAAAAUUCAGUCUUUAUUACACAAUAUUACCAAAUGUUUG
This is a messenger RNA of Orussus abietinus, 1173 nucleotides long. RefSeq names its product probable tRNA N6-adenosine threonylcarbamoyltransferase, mitochondrial (gene Tcs4). The record is from RefSeq and is a predicted model, not a curated record. Lineage: Eukaryota; Metazoa; Arthropoda; Insecta; Hymenoptera; Orussidae. The transcript is spliced from 4 exons. Bases 94 to 1053 code for a protein of 319 amino acids. Gene Ontology annotation, cellular component: mitochondrion.